AUGCCCGAACAGAGUCACACGAGCACCCCACCUCCCAUGUCGCGCAGCUCGUCUUCACAGACACUCCCCGGCGAGCGAUUACCUGAAGAUGCGAACGACAAGAGCACGAAGGACGAAGCUUAUGAAGUACCGGGGCAGAGUAGCGAGGGGCAGGGAGAGGAGGAAGGGGACGUCCUAUGGGUGGACUGGGAAGGACCGGAUGAUCCUCUCAAUCCAAAAAAUUGGUCAUACAAAAAGAAAUGGGCGGCGACGCUUGUCGUCUCGUCAUUCACCUUCAUCUCCCCGGUCUCCUCAUCUAUGGUGGCUCCCGCCAGUGAACAAAUAGCACAGCAGUUCGGAAUAACGAGCUCAGUGCUGAUAGCCAUGACCACCAGUGUGUUUAUUCUGGGAUAUGCCGUUGGGCCAUUGUUUAUAGGACCCUUGAGCGAGAUAUAUGGCCGUUCGCGUGUCCUUCAGCUAUCGAAUUUAAUCUAUCUCGCUUGGAACACUGGAUGCGGCUUUGCGCAAAAUCAAUCCCAACUGAUCGCAUUUCGUUUCCUCGCCGGAAUCGGAGGCAGCGCGCCCCUCUCAGUUGGUGGUGGUGUUCUAGGGGACACAUGGCAUCCUGAAGAAAGAGGAAAGGCGAUUGCCAUUUACUCGCUAGCGCCACUCCUCGGACCGGUUAUUGGACCAGUAUGCGGUGGCUGGAUAGCGGAGCGGUCGACGUGGAGGUGGGUGUUGCAGUUUUGGUCGACGAGCAUCGUGGACGUAAUCAUCCAGAUUUCGGGGCUGUUCUUCCUUCGUGAAACAUUCUCCCCGUUUCUUCUCGAGCAAAAAGCGAAGGGCAUCCGCGCGAAUAUGGAUCCCGAAAAGGCUAGGCGGUAUAAACAUGUCAGGACCGUGUACGAAAGCAGUGACGACAGAUCAUGGAAAUCAAUCUUCCGAAAGGCGCUCAUCAGACCCUUCCAGCUUUUCGCGUUCGAGACGAUCGUCCAGCUGCUUGGGAUUUAUAUGGCGUUUGUCUAUGGGCUGUUCUACCUGUUCUUGACUACGAUGCCGGAGAUCUUUGCGAGGGUGUAUCACCAGCGCGUUGGGAUCGCAGGGCUCAACUACAUCUCCCUCGGCGUAGGGUUGACGAUCGCGUCGCAAGUUAACGCGAGGGUCAUGGACAAAAUCUAUAUCUACUUCAAGAAGAAGAACAACGGCGUUGGGGAGCCCGAAUUUCGAUUGCCCUCCAUGAUGCCUGGAACGAUAUUGCUACCAUUCGGGCUCCUGCUCAGUGGCUGGUCGGCACAGAAAGGGCUACAUUGGAUUGUCACUGAUAUCGGUAUUGCGUGCGUUGGCGCCGGGAUGAUCCUUGUCUUCCAAGCGAUGCAGACCUACCUCGUCGACGCCUUCACACUGCACGCUGCUUCCGCGCUUGCGGCAGCUUCGUGUCUACGCUCUCUCGCGGGCUUUGGCUUCCCACUCUUCGCACCCGCGAUGUACGCCAAGCUUGGAUAUGGGAAAGGAGACACAAUACUGGCGUGUUUGGCCAUUGGACUGGGAUGUCCUGCACCGUUCCUGUUGUGGUAUUACGUGAAAAUAUACCAUAUCAUCAAGACCCACCAACCCGUUUUCAAUGGGUCCCUUAAGCGGUUGUUCGUCCUCACGGUCGUCACGCUUGUCGAACUCGACACCUUCACCAAUGCUACCACCACUGUCCCGGUCAUUGUUGAUCAAGGUCUCGUUCACAGAGCCCCCGAGAUGAGCUCAAAGUCGGUUGUCAAGUCUCUGAAGUCCUUAUCCCUUCGAUCAAGGCAGAAAGUCCACCAGGAAUCGGUGGCCAGUGCCAACAAGGCUAGCUACUCUGAUGACACGCCCCCGUUCUGGAUGGAGAGCAUCAAACACCAAGGGAAAGCGCCGUUCAAUCCAGACCCCAACGAAUAUAAAGUAUUUCGAAACGUGAAGGAUUACGGCGCAGUAGGCGAUGGUGUGCACGACGAUACCAAUGCUAUCAACCUUGCGAUAUCUACUCAGAAUCGAUGUGGCCGCGGCACAUGCCCAUCUUCGACGGUUUCGCCUGCUGUUGUCUAUUUUCCGAGGGGGACAUACCUCGUCUCUGGGCCUGUCACGCCAUACUAUUACACCCAGCUUAUCGGAGAUGCCAAGACGCCACCUACCUUGCUGGCUUCACCGAAAUUCAAUGGCAUGGCGGUGAUCGAUGCGAACCCUUACACUCCUGGCGGAGGAGGCAGUCAAUGGUUCGGAGCAACGAAUAACUUCCAUCGCUCAAUUCGAAACUUCGUCAUUGAUACGACGCAAGUUUCUCCUGAGAGGCAGCAAGGAACUGGAAUCCACUGGCAAGUCGCGCAAGCAACGUCUUUGAUCAAUAUCCGGUUCGAGUUGUCGCGUGCACCGAACACUGCCCACCAAGGCAUUUGGAUGGAAAAUGGAAGCGGAGGAUAUAUGGGCGACUUGGUGUUUAAUGGUGGAAAAUUUGGCAUAUGGGGAGGCAAUCAACAAUUCACAGUCAAAAACAUUACUAUCAACAAUGCCCAGACCGGCAUUUACAGUCUGUGGAAUUGGGGUUGGACGUAUCAAGGCGUCAAGUUCAACAACUGCCAGAUCGGGUUCGAGAUCGCUACCGGAGGUCGUGCAUCAGGUGGUCAAACUGCUGGUGCCCAAGCUAUCAUCGACGCGACAGUGACGAACACGCCAAUCUUUAUCCAGAUAACCCAGCCUUCGAACGGAACCCUGGAUGGCUCAAUCGUCCUCAAUAACAUCAACUUAACAAACGUACCGGUAGCCGUUGGUGUAGCGAACGGCUCCGUCGUCCUUCCUGGUACCUCACCGUCCAUUCCCACGAAAACUAUUGCGUCUUGGGUUCAGGGAAAUGUGUACCAGGGCGCCUCACAAAGAGGGAGCUUUACGCAAGAACACAUCUCUGGGCCUUCGAAAGCAGCAUCAUUGCUGGACCACGAAGGAAAAAUCGUCGCCCGAGUUCAUCCUCAGUAUGAGUACAACGACAUUAGCGACUUCGUCAGCGCUCGGGAUUACGGUGCAGUCGGAGACGGUGUGACGGAUGAUACGGCGGCGCUGCAGGCCCUGUUCGAUCGGUACGCCAACAGCAAGAUCAUCUUCCUCGAUGCUGGAUUCUAUAUCCUUUCCUCUACGCUCACCAUCCCUGCCGGAACGCGCCUGGUCGGCGAGGCGUGGUCUGUUCUUGCUGGGAAGGGCAAGCUUUUUCAGGACCAGAAGAAGCCACAGGUUGUUGUGCGUGUCGGCACGAAGGGGUCGCAGGGGAUCAUGGAGAUUACAGACGUAGUUUUCACGACUGUAGGCCCCGCUGCUGGUGCGAUUGUCGUGGAGUGGAAUAUUAAGGAGCCGGAAGGCAUCCAGGCAGGCGCGGGCAUGUGGGAUUCCCAUAUACGGCUUGCUGGAAGCAACGGAACGAAUCUCGAAGCUCCAACAUGCCCCCAGUUCGGUACUGGUCCAUACGACCCUUGCUAUGCGGCCUUUUUGAGUCUUCAUAUCACGCCUUCUGCGACUGGCUACUUUGAAAGUACUUGGGUUUGGCUCGCAGACCAUGACCUCGAUUAUGGUGGUGAAGGCAUGAUCACAGUGUACGCAGGACGUGGAAUCCUUUCAGAAUCCCAAGGACCGGUAUGGAUGAUUGGGACCGCUUCCGAACACCAUGUUAUUUAUCAGUACAACUUGGCUGGCGCUAAAAAUCAUUAUAUGGGCCUGAUUCAAACCGAAAGCCCGUACUUCCAACCUAAACCCGCGGCGCCGACCCCUUUCAGCCUCGAUACGCGCUACCAUGACCCGGCUCCUUACCUGGGGAAUGCAUCCUCAUGGGCGCUGACGGUGAAAAAUUCAAACGAUAUUCUUAUCUUCGGAGCCGGACUGUACAGCUUCUUUAUCAAUUACUCUCAAGACUGCCAGGGCGUUCGAAGCUGCCAAGCGCAGAUUGUGAACCUCGAUGCGACAUCUGACAUCAGCAUUUAUAGUCUGUCGACAGUCGCAACAGGGUAUCAGUUGAGCGUCAAUGGAGUUGGCUUGAUAUCUCAAGUAGAGAACUUGAAUGGCUUCGCGUCGACUAUCACGGCCUGGACACGCAAGUGA
Molecule: messenger RNA, 4086 nt
Organism: Cyclocybe aegerita
Lineage: Eukaryota; Fungi; Basidiomycota; Agaricomycetes; Agaricales; Hemipholiotaceae
Source: the annotation of a GenBank genome assembly